GAUAUUUGGCACACCAUCUAAUGAUGACUGCAGACCUAGAAACCAGGGCCGAGCUUAGCAAAGAAACAAUCAUUGAGUUACAAGCACGAGCUUCCCCCCAAGAAAAAACUGUUUGGAAAAGCAGGGGAGCUAUGCAAAGUGAGGGGUUGUGGCGGGGCCCGGAUGGUAGACCUAUUCUGCCACCAGGGGUACGGGAGACGGCCCUAGAAGAAGCUCAUGGGGUGGGACAUGUAGGGGUCAUUCAGAUGUUGAGAAACCUACAACAUUGGUGGCAUCCAUUCAUGAAACCAAUGGUAGAGCAGGUAACCAAGACCUGUCCCCAAUGCCAAGCAUUCAACCCUAAGCCUACAGUGAAACCAGACGGGGGACAGUACCCCCUUGAGACAGUGGCAGGGAAAGAGAUUGGGAUUGACUACACUGACAUGACGGACAGGGUACAGGGUUGCAGGUAUUUGCUGGUGUGUGUGGAUUCCUACACUGGAUGGCCAGAGGCCAUGCCCGCAAAAAAUGAAGACGCUCAGACCGUAAUUAAAUUUCUAAUCAACCAAUAUAUUCCCCAGCAUGGGUUCCCUGAAAGGAUAAAGUCAGAUAAUGGUUCCCAUUUCAAAAACAAAGAUUUGCAAAAGGUGGAACUCAUGUUGGGGCUAAAGCAUAAAUUUGGCUCCGUAUACCACCCUGAAUCUCAAGGCAAGGUAGAAAGGAUGAACCUGACCUUAAAAAACAAAAUGUCUAAAAUAUGCAACCAAACAGGGAUGAAUUGGCUGCAAGCCCUCCCCCUGGCUCUCAUGACGAUAAGAAUGUCAGUAAACAGUAGGACAGGCCUCUCACCAUAUGAGCUACAAACAGGGAGGUGUUUCCCGGGGCCCUGGUCUCAGCUUCCACUUACUGAGCCUUCACCUGUAACCAUUUCUCACAAAGCUUUUUUCCGCCAGCUACAGGGCACAGUCUCCUUGUUUUCUAAACAGGUGACCGCCCGCACCCCAGAACGAAGCAACCAAACUCCUCCAGACGCUCAGUGGGUGCUCCUGAAAGCAAUCAAGAGGAAGUGGUCUGAACCUCGCUGGCAGGGGCCCUUCAGAGUGACGGCGAGAACAUCCCACGCAGUACAGCUCGAGGGAAAAGGUAAACAGUGGUACCACUGGAGCCAGUGUGCUGCUGCCCAGGAGCCAGGCCGCUCCACCAAGGAAGUAGCCAGAGAUCUGGCUGCCAGCGCGGAGGGCUCUCCGCCAGACACUAGGGAAAAAGAGGCAGAAUAAUCCUCUCCAGUGUCCAACGAGGUCCAGGGUAGUCCACCCCUGUGACCUGAAGAGGAGAAUCACCAGGGAGAAAGGUGAAAUAAGCGCUUUCUCUCCUACAUGUAGCGUGCCAAGCUACCAUCCACCGUUGAACCCAACUUAUUGGGCGUGUUUUCUUUAACACACGCCCCUCCGACCACCGCCGUUUUCAUUAACCAUUUUUCAUUGUGUGCAAAUUGCAGGAGUUGUCUGGUUUGAGUCUGAGCUGAGGGUUAAAACCAACUUAUAAAGCGGUGCUGUUAUAAGUAACUUGUAUGGGAAGAGACUUGCCAGGGAAGGAAUAAGCUUGCUAGAUGUGUUGUAAAGGUGAUCUUAGGGGUACAUAGCGUCCCCAUUGUUACUUUCAUUUUCUGGUAUGAUUUUGAACUCCCCGGCAAAACUGCCCCACCUAGGUGUUACCCUAGAAGAACUUAAGUGCCUUGUAAUUGUAAAUAAUAUGUUGUGGACUCACUUAGGUGAGUCCAAAAGGGGGUGUGGGAACUUUUUAUUUCAUAAAAAGUUAACAGAAGUAUGCUCUUAAUAUUAGAAGUGUUUUUCCAUUUUCUACAUUUUUUACCAUCUUUUACAUUUUCUACUGAAGUGUUUUACAAUUUAUCUAGAAGUGAUUUUUACCUAGAAGUGCCUUUACCUAGACGUGCCAUGUUCUGACUCUAUUUUUGUUUUUUGGAAUAUCUCAUUCUCUGACCUCUUUUCUCUUUUGGUAUGUUGAACUCUAGUAGAGUUCAAAAGGGGGAAUUGUGGGAUAUAGAUACACACGCUUUGCUGACCAAAUGACUUAUGUUCCUAUAAUACACUGCCUAAUCAUUGCAGCAAGCUGCCUAGACUUAACGAGCUAAAAGUAUGCUGCACGAGAACAGAACCAAGGCUGCACACAGGUGGCCUGCAUCAUGCAAAGGAGGACAUGUUCCUCUGUGGAAUGCAGUAAGCAAGGACGGAGGACACCAAGACCUGGCACAGUCACAAUCCAUCAAAAGCAACAGCCCACUUUGUAGAGACAGAUGUUCGUGUGUGAUAUGUAACUGCCCUUGUUAAACUUCAAUAAAAGACAGGCAAAAGAGGAAGAGAGUCAGAGCUCACUGGUGAGAAGCAGACUGCGGAGUCUGCUUACGGAGUGAUGCUCUCCUUCUAUAGAAGCCUAUUGUAUUAAUACA
Molecule: messenger RNA, 2446 nt
Organism: Perca fluviatilis (European perch)
Lineage: Eukaryota; Metazoa; Chordata; Actinopteri; Perciformes; Percidae
Exons: 1
Coding region: 21-1256 (411 amino acids)
Biological process (GO): DNA integration
Molecular function (GO): nucleic acid binding
Source: RefSeq, a predicted model, not a curated record